GGGCUAUGGAGUGAUGGAGGCGGGCGGCCGCCAUGUUCCCUCCCCCUGUGCCGUCUGUGGUCGCAGUGCGGAGUUCCCUUCCGGGCCGCAGCAUCCUCCGGCGGCAUGUCUGACCGAGAUCUCUCCGCUGCGGUGUCUUCGGAGGCGGCUGGCGGGAUCCAGGGGAGGCCGAAGCUGCGGCGAUGUAUCCCGGCCGGGCUGACGGUGGAGCCGGUGCUGUUCCUGUCCAUGUUCGCUAUGGCACUGCAGGGGCCGCUGGUUACUCAGUAUAUAUGGGACCGGGUCAGCGCCGACCUGGGCUUCAAUGGCACCAAACAGCAGGGCUGCGGCCACCUGAACGGAACCACCGAUCCCCUGCAACAGGAAGUGGAGACCCUUACUUCUCAUUGGAGCCUUUACAUUAACUUGGGUGGAUUCGUGGUUGGGAUCUUUUCUGUGAUGCUGCUUGGCCCUUGGAGUGACAGUGUGGGACGGCGUCCUGUUCUCAUCCUUCCAGGCUUUGGCCUGGCCCUGCAAGCAGCUAUCUACCUUGUAGUCAUGUACCAGAAGCUUCAUGUGGGCUAUUUCUUGCUCGGGCGCAUAAUCAGUGGUAUCUCUGGUGACUUCAAUAUGAUCCUCGCAGGUUGUUUUGCAUACAUUGCAGAUGUCAGCAACCGGCAGUCACGGACCUUCCGUGUUGCCAUCCUUGAGGCAUGUCUAGGCAUUGCCGGAAUGGUAGCUAGCAUUAUUGGAGGACAGUGGCGCGAAGCCCAGGGUUACAUCAAUCCAUUUUGGCUGGUUUUUGCUGUGAAUCUUGUCACUGCUCUAUAUGUAUACCUCUGUGUCGGGGAGUCUGUUAAGGAAAAGAAGCCAUCAAGACUUUUUACUCUGCGGCACUACCAGUCAGUAUUCCGUCUUUUCACAGUGGCAGGUGAAAACAAGCGACGUGGAAAGUUGUGCCUGUACUUACUGGCUUUCCUACUAGUGGUAACCGUGCACAUGGGUGCCAAGGACCUGUUUGUGAUUUAUGAGCUCAGUUCUCCCCUCUGCUGGCACUCUGACCUGAUUGGAUAUGGCUCGGCGGCAGAGCACCUCACUUACCUUAGCAGUCUUGCCGGGCUGCGACUCUUCCAGUUGUGUCUGGCAGAUAGCUGGGUAGCAGAAAUGGGGUUCCUCUCCAAUAUUGCCGGGCUGGUUGUUAUUUCAUUGGCUGCAACCACUCCAAUGAUGUUUACAGGGUAUGGGUUAAGGUUCUUUGCAAUGGCCACUACACCAAUAAUUCGGUCUAAGCUGUCUAAAUUGGUGGACGAAGGCGAUCAAGGUGCAAUAUUUUCCUCUGUGGCAUGUGUGGAAGGCCUGUCCUAUUUGCUGGCAACUGGGAUAUUUAACUCUCUGUAUCCAGCAACGCUUCACUUUAUGAAGGGUUUCCCCUUCCUGCUUGGUGGUCUUUUACUGCUGAUCCCAGCUGGAAUCAUUGGGAUAAUUGAAGUAUGCGACCAGAAACCAAUGUACAGUCAAUUCUCAGAGAUAUCGUGAGUCUAAAUCAAGGAAAAGAAUAUGAAAAUGUCUGGAUCCAUGGUGGAAAAAUUGCUUGAAGAAUGAGUACUUUCGCGGUACCCGUUCCUUGCUUCACUCUUAAGCACUUCCAAAUCAGCUGUUGCACAAAUAGGAAAAAAUUGUCUUGAGGAGGAUGAGCAAAUCUUUUUGACACUUUUUAUGACUGUAAUCUAAAUAAUUAUAUGUGAAACCAAGCAUAGUCCACUAGCACUUUCAACGUUGGAGACAAGUGUUGUGUGCAGUCCAACGGUCAGCUCUCCAGCUACUGUGAAGCUAUAUAUGUAUAUAUCCCAAAAUACUUUUGCCAACCAAUAGCUUUCAUGACAUCAUGGGCAGUGUUAUAUCUAGGUGGAUAUCUCUAUCCUCUGCUAAUCUAUUUUACACACUAAUGAAAACUUGAAAAAUGUAACAGUGAAGAGUAUUAUUCUACCCUUAAUUUCUAAACAGGAUUAGGCAGCAAAUAGUCAUACAGCUGUUAUCGGAGUCAAGCUCCCAUGAUGCUUUGGAGGCUGUUGGCUAUCCCUCUUCUGCAAAGUUAUUGUAAUCACAAUGCAGCAUAGUAGAGUCUUCCAUUGUCAGAAAUGUUAAAUGUAGCGGCUGUCUAAUGUGACACUAAAUCUGCUUGAGUAAGGUUGUUUGCUUUAUCUCCUUGUAAAUUCUUUUUACUGCCAAAUGUGUUUGAGCCCAUGUGUAGGAGGCUUGCCUGGUAUUUGCCAGUGUUAAUGUUUUAUGAGCUGUCUGUAUGCCAUGUAUGCAUAAUGUGACAUUUGAACACAUUCUGUGGAUACUAUUGGUGUUUGGAUUAACAGAUUGUGGGGUUUCUGUUAUAAUAUUGUACCACUUAGGCUGAAAUAGCAGACUUGGAAUAUUUAAACAGUGAGUUGGGAAGUAGGUUUUUUUGCCCUCCUCGCUCCUUCAACAUUGCUGUUUUUGCUCUACAUUUCUGCUACCCAAUUAAUGUCCAUUCACUGCUUCGUGAACCAACCACUCAAAGUGAGAGGUGGAAGUAUAUGCAAUGCAUCUCCCCUUCCAGAUUAAAUUUAAAUUGAGUGACUGUUGUACUGAAUAUGGAAACAUUGUAGGCAGCAUAUUUGAGAAUGUCAUGCAGAACUCUGUAUACAGCUUCUUCAUGCCGCAUUAAUGCUUUUUUUUAAUCUACCCCCGUGCUGUCCAUGAAUUGUGGAGUUUGCAAUCUGAAGCUUACAGCAGUAAUAAUGUGCCUUUUUUACUCCUUUUGUUUCAAAUAAUUACUAAUUCAGUGUUUUUAUAUAGCAGAAUUUCAUUUUGUAGCUUUUAUUUUUUUUGCGAAUUCAGCAUUUUGCUUUACAUCCCCCGAAUGAGUAUUUCAUGAAGAUUAAAAUCUCUUUUAAUAUUUCAUAAAAUUAAAAUUUCACUGAAAUUCCAACUCAGUCAAAAGAUAUCUGAAAGAAAUAGGGACUACUUUGACUUCUGUAUCCCAUGCCUGACAAAACUUGACAAAAUGCAGAGCGUUCGCUGUCUUUUUUUUUUUUUUUUUUCUUAUACUUCUAGUUGUGAGGGAAAAAGGCAUUGUCUAUGAAGGUGGAUGCUCCAUAGGCAACACUAUUGUACUAACACGUGCAUGAGAGUACAGCAUUGACGUGGGCUCCUGGUAGAUGAAGUACCAGGAGCCGGUGAGAACCAUCUGGAUGCCACAAGGGACCACUUCAGGUAAGUAAAAUGUACCUUCCCCUGCACCCCUACGUCACUGCCCUGCAAGCGGCAAAGUCACCACCAGUGGUCUUUGCAUAAGUUGACAGAGCCACUUUAACCCCUUAAGGACACAUGACAUGUGUGACAUGUCAUGAUUCCCUUUUAUUCCAGAAGU
Messenger RNA from Pelobates fuscus (common spadefoot toad), 3382 nucleotides. RefSeq names its product solute carrier family 46 member 1 (gene SLC46A1). Gene Ontology annotation, biological process: transmembrane transport. NCBI's taxonomy places the organism in Eukaryota, Metazoa, Chordata, Amphibia, Anura, Pelobatidae. The transcript has 5 exons. Bases 106 to 1515 code for a protein of 469 amino acids. Gene Ontology annotation, cellular component: plasma membrane. The record is from RefSeq and is a predicted model, not a curated record. Gene Ontology annotation, molecular function: transmembrane transporter activity.